AUGAGUGGCUAUGAGACUGCGCGGCGCAUCCGCGAGUUGUACCCCUCCAGCCUGCUGCCCAUCAUCAUGGUGUCAGCCAAGGCGGAGGAGGAGGACAUCGUGGAGGGCCUCAAGUGCGGCGCGGACGACUACGUGUCAAAGCCAUUCAAGCGCGCUGAGCUGGCGGCGCGGAUCCGCGCCCACAUCCGCGCGCGCGACGCGUUUGCGGAGCAGCAGGCGCGCGCGCGGCUCGGGAGCGCCCGGUGGCUGGCGCCGCCUGCGGGCCUGUGGGCGAUCCUGCAUCGCAUGCAAGCCGCCGACCAGCAGUGGCUGCUGCAGCACAACCUGCUGCCCCGCAACGUGCAGCGCAAGCUGCGCAACGGCGAGACCGUGGUGGCGGAGCACCACGGGGCCGUCACGGUGCUGUGGGCAGAGGUGGUGGGCCUGCCGCGGCUGGCUGCAGAGGUGCCCCCCCUUGAGCUGGUGGUCAUGCUCAACAGCCUAUAUACAAGCUGGGACGAGCUGUGUGAGGAGGAGGGGGCCCUGGGGGUGGACUUCAGCGGCAGCACCUACGUGGCGGUGUCGGGCCAUGAUGACAACCCGCAGCACAUGGAGCUCAUUCUCAGGUAUGUCCCUCCCUCUGUGGAGUAA
Monoraphidium neglectum is the source of this 630-nucleotide messenger RNA. RefSeq names its product Atrial natriuretic peptide receptor B. Gene Ontology annotation, molecular function: peptide receptor activity; guanylate cyclase activity. The transcript has 5 exons. Bases 1 to 630 code for a protein of 209 amino acids. Gene Ontology annotation, biological process: receptor guanylyl cyclase signaling pathway; phosphorelay signal transduction system; cGMP biosynthetic process. The record is from RefSeq and is a predicted model, not a curated record. Lineage: Eukaryota; Viridiplantae; Chlorophyta; Chlorophyceae; Sphaeropleales; Selenastraceae.